Messenger RNA from Raphanus sativus (radish), 1521 nucleotides. RefSeq names its product actin-7. The transcript has 5 exons. Lineage: Eukaryota; Viridiplantae; Streptophyta; Magnoliopsida; Brassicales; Brassicaceae. The record is from RefSeq and is a predicted model, not a curated record. The coding region runs from base 158 to 1291 and encodes 377 amino acids.
GAGUGAGAAGAAGGGAAAAUCCUAGCUAUAUAUUCGCACAAUAUAUACUCUUAGUUUCACUUUACUCACGAGCUGCUGGCCGCUGUUGUUUGUUUCUGCUUCCAUCUCUCUCUUUCGCUGCUUCUCGAAUCAUCUUCUUCUUCGUUCCAAGUGAAAGAUGGCUGAUGGUGAGGACAUUCAGCCCCUUGUCUGUGACAACGGAACUGGAAUGGUGAAGGCUGGUUUUGCUGGUGACGAUGCCCCCAGGGCUGUGUUCCCAAGUAUUGUUGGUCGUCCCAGGCACACUGGUGUCAUGGUUGGGAUGGGUCAGAAAGAUGCUUACGUUGGUGACGAAGCUCAGUCCAAAAGAGGUAUUCUCACGUUGAAGUAUCCGAUCGAGCAUGGUAUUGUGAGCAACUGGGAUGACAUGGAAAAGAUCUGGCAUCACACUUUCUACAACGAGCUCCGUGUGGCCCCUGAGGAGCACCCGGUUCUUCUCACUGAGGCGCCUCUUAACCCUAAAGCCAACAGGGAGAAGAUGACUCAGAUCAUGUUCGAGACUUUCAAUGUCCCUGCCAUGUAUGUUGCCAUUCAGGCAGUUCUUUCUCUCUAUGCCAGUGGGCGUACUACAGGUAUUGUGCUCGACUCUGGUGAUGGUGUGUCUCACACUGUGCCAAUCUACGAGGGGUAUGCUCUUCCCCAUGCCAUCCUUCGUCUGGAUCUUGCGGGUCGGGAUCUCACAGAUUCUCUAAUGAAGAUUCUCACCGAGAGAGGUUACAUGUUCACCACUACCGCCGAGCGAGAAAUCGUCCGUGACAUCAAAGAGAAACUUGCUUAUGUCGCUCUCGACUUCGAGCAAGAGCUCGAGACAGCUAAGAGCAGUUCUUCAGUGGAGAAAAACUACGAGCUACCUGAUGGACAAGUCAUCACAAUUGGAGCUGAGAGAUUCCGUUGCCCUGAAGUACUCUUCCAGCCAUCGCUUAUCGGAAUGGAGGCUCCUGGAAUCCAUGAAACGACUUACAACUCCAUCAUGAAGUGUGACGUGGAUAUCAGGAAGGAUCUGUAUGGAAACAUCGUGCUCAGUGGUGGUUCAACCAUGUUCCCAGGAAUCGCUGACCGUAUGAGCAAGGAGAUCACGGCGCUCGCUCCAAGCAGCAUGAAGAUCAAGGUGGUCGCACCGCCCGAGAGGAAAUACAGUGUCUGGAUUGGAGGAUCUAUCCUUGCAUCCCUCAGCACUUUCCAACAGAUGUGGAUCUCGAAGGGAGAGUACGAUGAGUCCGGUCCGUCGAUUGUCCACAGGAAAUGCUUCUAAGUGGUUUCUUGUGGUGAGUGUUGUUUUACAAAUCUAUUUCCCGAAGUUGAGAUGGGAAGUGAAACUAUCUGUUGUUAUGUGGUUGUUGUUUUCGUGGGUCUCUUUUUAAAAACCUUCUCUUGAGUCUGUGUACUUUAGUUUUACCUCUGUUUAUUAUUUUCUCUUUAGGAUGCUUGUGAUGAUGCUGGUUUUUUUGUCCUUAUUAAGCAAAAAAAAAAUAUCGUAUUCUA